Molecule: messenger RNA, 2910 nt
Organism: Anisakis simplex (herring worm)
Lineage: Eukaryota; Metazoa; Nematoda; Chromadorea; Rhabditida; Anisakidae
Source: the annotation of a GenBank genome assembly
AGAGCAGAGGAGAACAACAACCAGAACUGGGAUUGUAGGACCACACGUCGUCAGCAACACCUGAAAGUGUUGACACAGCGUUGGCACGAUCUUUGGCUUCGGUCGUUGUCAGUUCAAUUUCGCAUCGAGAAACAGAUCGAGGGCAACUUUCAGAGUGAACAAGAUUGGGAGAGUGAUCCAGAGUUGAGUGAACCGCUAACAAAGCGACGUCGUGUUGUUGAAGGAAGUACGAUAACCGAAGCGAGUUCGGAUGAUCCACUGAGGAGUGAAGAGGACACCAUUCCGUUCGCCGAAGACGAAUACGAGAGUAUCGUCGAUAGUGUCACCAUGAUACAAACACAGACAAGAAUGCUUGAUGGAACAUCACCCCUACCAGCCAAUGAAUCGUCUGAAAAAGAAGAGCUCGAGCCUCAACCGGAUAUCGGUUAUUCAUCCGGUGAGAACUCCAUACACGAGGCACUCAACGAAGUCGCUGGUCUAACAACUCUAUCCACAACAGCGCUAACAGUAAAUGAAUCAAAUCAAGAGAAUAUGAUCAUUGCGAGCGAUUUUGAACGGAAUGGUUGCAUAGAAAUUACUUCACCUGUGAAGAGUUUCUACAGGACCGUCCCACUUGAUGAUGCUGGCGUAACAGAUACGGAAACACCUCGAAUAUGUGUCACGAAAUGGUCAUCAAAAUUUAUUAAUGCCACGAAUAAUAUGGAUGAUAAUAAUAAUAACAAUGAUAACGUUCUAACGGAUUCAUUGAUUGUGAACACAGAAGAUGAGACCGAUAUUGUUACGGGAAAUGAUAUUAAGGAGAUCAUGUCAAUGCUGGACGAUGACGAGAAUGGUAAUCUACAAAGUAGUCAGUUUCAACAGCAGAUUGACGUGCUAAAACAAGGCACUCGAUGGCGUGAACUGAGAUCAACUCAGACGCCGUCACGUCGACACUCCCAUAAAACCACCAGUCAUGACAACUCAAUUGUUGGUGACGAUAAGCAAGCAAUGAAAGAAUUCCAGAACUCUUGCGAUGCAUCAAGUGAAGAGAGUGAUGACGGAUGCGAUAAUAUUGCCAUUAUAAGUAAUCCAGUCAGCGAGUCGCAAUGCAACUCACUUAAACGACCUCAUCGUACUCGAAAUCAUCAUCCUUCUUCAUAUAUUUUCUCGAAUGCCUAUCAAACUCUAUUCAAUUCAUCCACUGGUACCAUUAAUAAGGAGAUGGACACUAGUAUGCUCUCCACAUAUUCCUCACAAGCUCAGUCUGAUUUGAUGUCAACCAGUGAAAUACUAAGCAGCAAUCCGUUCGCCUAUUCACACAUCGUCACUUCAUCAUCAAUACGAACACGUCGUAGCGCAAGACGUAAAUUGCGUGCUAGACGUCUACCACGUUCGAUGUCUGACGGUGAACAGCUGGGAACGUCCAUGAAUGCGUCAACCUAUUCGGCACCACCCGCAACAAAUCCGUCGUAUCAUUGCAGAACUCCUUUACGCGACUCAGACACCACCACCACAGCCCCAGAGCAUAGUGAUGCGCAAACGUAUGAAUGGGAUGAAUACAAUCCACCAGCCAAAAUAGAGGAUGGAUGGAUGGGUUAUGAUGAGGAACGUCAGGAUGCAUCAGCUUUAACACUCGCCGACGACGACUUCCAGAUGUAUUUAGGUGACGAUGUGAGUUCGUUAAUCGCCGAAUCACGUGCCUCACUUCGAAGUGCUCAAUCGCUGAUCAAUCGUCAACCCAGUCGACAGUCACUUGAAGAUUUGCGCACGUUGGCGAAAGCAAAUUCUGAACGUUUGACGGCUACAGUGGUAGCGAACCCUCGGCUACGUAUGGAGUCUCUGAAUGAUAUCGACGAUGUAAAUAAAGGAUGGAGUGCAGUUUUGUCGACAAUUGAUUCACUGAGCACGUCAGAAUGUUGUGACGAUAAAACGGUGUUAUCCACGUCUGACACUACUCCAGUAGAUUCCACUUAUUCGGGUUGUGCGGAUGAUUCGCCGCUGCCGAGAAUUCUAUCGAAAAUCGAAAAAUUCGCAUCAUCUCUGAAGCUGAUCCAAGAGGAUAACGAUUGCUCUGCGUCAUCGCUGGGUUCACUCUCGUCAAUACGCUCGUUUGACGACGUCGUGAAUGCGAUCAAAAUUUUUACGGAAAUCCAUAGUCGUUUAGUAGAGGAACGUGAGGAACUUCGGUGUUUGCUGAAUUCGUCGACGUUCAGUGGGGAUUUGUCGUAUUUGAUCGCCGAUUUCGAACCACUUUCGAUGGGUUACGAAGAAGCGAUUGAACGUGUUGAACAACUCAUGAAUCAGAUCGAAAAAGUUCGUGAGAGUUGGAGUGAUUGGGCCGAUACGCAGAACAAUCUGCAGAUUGUUAUGAGUGGCAUUGAGCAGGAGCUGAACGAGCUGCGAAAAGGAGAUGACAAUUCUAAGCAAAUUUGCUCUGAGCUCGAGAUGUGUCAAGAGCGUAUGAAUCGUUUGGAGACGGUUUGCAAUUAUUUGACCUCAAAUCUAUCGAUACUCCAUGAUAAUAGUACCUCAAAUGCACCCGCGUUGAAUUUCACCUCUGAGUUGGCUGUCUAUUCGAAUGCGUUGGGACAGUUGAAGGCCAGGUUCGAAGAAACAUUACGUUCCACGCUGAUGUGUGAUAAAGCAACAUGGAUCAAUGAUGCUGCUAUCGCUGGAACGAAUCAAAAAAGCGAUCGCCUUCCUAGACGACGUCUGAAGACCGCAGAAAGUGGCACCAAUACAAUACCAACAGCUCAAACGAGAAUAUUCGAUGUGAUUUUGGGUAAUUGGGCUUUUCAGGCGUUUGUCCUGUUAGCCGUAAUGGCCGCGUUCGCUGCUUGGCUCAUUUCGAUUGACAAUCGCCUAACGAACAAUUGGCGUAGUUCCGUGGGUCCUCACCUCGAUUACAUCGAUGGUCCUCCACCAAUGUAA